Molecule: messenger RNA, 1624 nt
Organism: Mugil cephalus (flathead mullet)
Lineage: Eukaryota; Metazoa; Chordata; Actinopteri; Mugiliformes; Mugilidae
Exons: 6
Coding region: 470-1102 (210 amino acids)
Source: RefSeq, a predicted model, not a curated record
GGCCAAGAACACUCAAAAUUAUCGGGCAGUUCCUCCUUUAAUGCGUCACCCAUGCAACAGACAUCCACUCCUGUGAAUGCAAGUCCUGCAAAGUACACAGCCCCUGAAAAGGUUGUGAAGUUAUCCUUUCCAGAAUACGUAUUGCACACCGACACAGAACUUGAGCAAAUCCAACAACAGUACUUUCAGUUGUCGAAGAGAGGCGAACAGCGCAACUGCCAGAUGUCAAAGGAGCUCAGAUGCUGGCUCAUUCGAAACACCAUGACCAGUAUGAUUGCAAUCCUGAGGGCAAAGGGGAAUGAAGAAUCACACAGAUACCCAUCAAAGCCAGAAAUCACAGCAAUGGCAAACAGAAUCGUACUGUACUACCCCAUGCUGCAGGACUAAGGCCUCGAUACAUGGGUUACUGUGUACACACAGCUGUACAAAAGACUGCAAAAUGUGAGAUCCCCCCAAAAAAGAACUUCAGAUGGCAGACAUUCAAAGAGGAAAAAGAAGAUCCCAAAGCCUACCUGAAGAAACACCCUCUGCCCUGUCCAGUCCCAAUGCUAACAAGUCUGCAGAUAUUGACAGUCCAGACACCUACAGUCCAGCAACCUUGACCAAGCACUACAAGACCCUACAAACUUUGUAUAAAAGAACAAAUCCAAACCACCAGGAUGUCUCUCAUCUCUUGGAUUUGGAAUUCGUAGCCAGAAGAGCAUUCAUUGAUUCAAAUACCGUUCGCGAAGAGGACAGACACGAGAAGGUUCUCGAAGCAUAUCUUUGUUUCAAGGACGUUGGACAUGUGAUGGAGGAGCUUCAACGCAUUUUGGAUAAGGAUAAUACCAACUUCAUCGAUGAACUGAAGGGAAGAUGGCAUGACUUCUGCCAGAAGGUGCAGUUUUUUGGUAUAUGGAAAAAGGUGCAGAAACCCCCAAUAGGAAUGGACAAAGAUGAACAGGCUCUUGAGAUCCUACGUGUGCUGCCAUCACUGUUCCCCUCCACAUCUGCUCCUCCAAAGAGGGUACGAGAUGCGAGUGAGACUCUGCUGCAUGUCCUCGAGCUGUGUAAAAUGUUGCAGGAUCAUUUUGACUGGUGUAUCAGACAAAAUUAUAACUAAUGGUGCUGCCUCUGAUGACUCCCUAUUUAUUUCCUAUUCACAUACUGUAUGUUCUAAGCCUCAAAGACACCUAAAACAUUUGUUUUUAGAAAGAGGAUUUUUUUUACGGAGUAGAUGUCUUGGCUAUGCCACAAUAUGUACAAAAAUGUGUGCAUUACAUGGUAGCAUGUUUUAUCAUCCUAAUGAUGACCAAGCAAGACUAGUCUAGCCUUGGUUUUUAGUUCUUUUGGAAGGCUAGAUGUGUGUAAACAGUAAAUGCAUUGGGGAUAGUUAAAAACAGCACUUUCAGAUGGAGCUUUCUUAGUACUGUAACUUUUGUCAGAGUUUUGCUUUGUAAAGUUAAGUGUUUGUAAAAAAAAAAAAAAAAAACUCUACAAUUUUGUUCGUGUAUUGAGGGGCACAUUGGUCAGAUGUUUGGACCUGGCCUAACCUUAACAGUGCCAAAAUGUUUAUGAAGCUGUUUCCCUCAGUCCUCUGGGACUUUUUGCUGUUUAAAUAAUAAUAAAAAAAAAGUUGGUUAAA